Molecule: messenger RNA, 3221 nt
Organism: Pyricularia grisea
Lineage: Eukaryota; Fungi; Ascomycota; Sordariomycetes; Magnaporthales; Pyriculariaceae
Exons: 2
Coding region: 171-3221 (1016 amino acids)
Biological process (GO): DNA-templated transcription; regulation of DNA-templated transcription
Molecular function (GO): DNA-binding transcription factor activity, RNA polymerase II-specific; DNA binding; zinc ion binding
Source: RefSeq, a predicted model, not a curated record
CUUUGACUCUCGCCCGCGAGAUAAUUCAGACUGCAGCGAAGCAAGAACAGCCAGUCACCCAUUACCCCAGAAAAUCUCAUAUUCAAUUUAUUCAAGCAAACCACAGUACCCACCUGAAUCCGAGUCACCGGGGCUGGUCGGGACCUUGCGUACCUGCAUGCCCCUCCAUCAUGACUUCGACUCUAAGCACUGGGGUUCCUCUUAAACAGAUUCGUUUUGUCAACAACCAGGGACUACCGCCAUCCAAACGGAGAAGGAUAAACGCGGCUUGCUACACGUGUAGGAGGCGCAAGACGAGGUGCGAUGGCGCCCGUCCGAUAUGUUCAACCUGUACCAAGAACGGUCAUUCAUGUCAGGGUUAUGAUGAUAUCCAUGACAGGAAAAGUGACGCCACACGCUCGUCUGGAAUGAAGCGGGAGUAUGCAGGGGAUGAUAAUGGCGGUGAUGAGGACGACGACGACAAAGAUGGGAUCCCAGAAGACUGUAGCGCCCAACGGAUCGCUCAGUCAGCCACUGCCAAGACUCGGCAGUCUGACCCUUCACAUAUGGAUUCUUCAUCCAACAGAGAGCACGACGAGAGCAACAGGGUCCCCUAUUUUGGGUAUUUUGGCCCGACCGCAAUCGUGCCCGGCUUCAAACAGAUGGUUGUCAAUGUGCCAUCCCGCAGAAGCAGAGUUGGCUCCUUCUCAGCAUCGUCACCGACUGAGACCCGGUCUCAGGCCUCUCAUGGAACGCUGCACCAGGAUGAACUUUAUCAUGAGAACUCCGAAGAUCUGCCCAUCUACGACCCCAACGACCCCGGCCCGACGGAUCCUAUCAUACUACGACUGAUAGACACUUUCUUCACACACAUGGGCUGCAACUAUCCAUUCUUGCGCCAUGAAAAGUUUCUCAAGAUGGUCAGCGAGAAGAGAGUUGAACCAAUCCUGCUAGAUGCUAUACUUGCACUAGCUGCAAGGUUUCACAAGAAAAAGGACGAAAGGGAGCCGAUGGGGCAUUUCUAUGCGCGGCGGGCAAAGAUGGCUACGGUGGAUCCAUUUCCCUGUCCAACUGUUGGUGCUGUUCAGGCCUAUCUGCUACUGGCGUACGAAAGCUUCGGCCAGGACCAGGAUAGUGCCCUGUGGGCUUACCUUCAGCUUGCAAUUGGAAUGUCUAUCGAUAUAGGCCUACCAAGGAAGGACGGUGUCAAGUAUCAAGGCGAGAAAGACCCUUGGUACACGCUCGCUUGUAUCCCAAAGUACGACGAAACUGAACAAGGGCACGAUAAGCAGGGCAACGAAGAAGACACCCUUAGCCCAGAAGAGCAGGCCGAGGUUGAACAGGAGCGAAUCAACACUUUUUGGGCGGUCUUUGUUCUGGACAGAGUCAUUUCCUCGGGUACCGGGCGACCCGUCCGGUUCAAGGACGAAGAUUUUGAGAUACCUUUACCAGAACCGUCCCUGAUUUCCGAGAAGGGGUGGCCUGCACCGUUCCCCGACUUUAUCCGGAUUGUCCAUCUAUAUGGCCGAGUUUCGGAUGUUCUGAAUAAUGUUAAAAAUCCAAAAGAGCUUGCAGGCGAUAGCAUUCAGAAGAACCUCGGCAGCCUUGUUCAAGAGUUGACUUUUCUGCACCAAAAAUUAGACACUCGCCUCCAUUUCAACGCUGUCAACUUCCAGGAGUACUCAAGGGCCGGUCAGGGUACGACGUUCAUCUUGCUUCAUCUUUGGUUUCACACCCUGAUCAUCAUCCUCCACCAGCCCGCCGUCAUCUUUGGAGCCAUCCGGCAGAUUGAUGAUCUCUUGCCACAUGGCCGCGAAGUGGCAAUCUCGAGCGCCAGAUCGAUUGCGGAUAUUCUCUCUUUUGCUGAGCUUAUCGACUCGAGAAGCGUCAUGGGAAAUCCUUUCACAUCCCAGCCCAUGUAUAUAGCCGCGUGUGCCUUUUUGAUGCAGUCCGGCACAGCGCAGUCGUCGGCCCCAUCACAUACCGACUCGGAAACGGCUGGCCUGACAAACGGCUUCGCUUUCACGGCCAAGGACAAGGAGGCGAAGCAACCUAGCUCGCUGCUUGCCUUUGGAGCGAAUCAGAACUACCAGCGCUGUUACAAGAGUCUCCAGCAGCUACAGUCUUAUUGGGGUGGUGUGAGGUACAUACUGACAGCCUUGGAUCAAAAGUCCAAGGGAAUCUGGGACUGCGAAACUUACACGCUAGAAGAGUACGCAAUGACCAAGAAAAUGUCAGGAAGGCGGUCAUCCUCGUUAGGCCGGCUUCCUCGGGAAUUCGGGAUUUCUUCGACUCCAAAUGUGCCGCCCAUGGUUGGCUUCUCUCUCACAGGCACAACCAACUCGCCAAACUCUUCUCUCACUUGGGUUUAUCAGAACCAAGCCAACGCCGCCAUGAGUCUGCAGCACCAGCACCAGGCACGACACCGGCCUGCAUCUUCAGCUCAUCAACAAGAGAUACCUACCGGGGCUGCAAUGGCAACCAAUACCGAAACGAGCUUUGAUUCUGCAAGCAAACCACUCAUUUUACCGGCACCCCUCACACCUCCGGGGAACCUGGCCUACGACCCUCUCAGGAAUGAGCCCUCGCAAGCCAUAUACACUUCUGCCUACCCACAAGCACCCGUAUCAGCAAUGCGGUUUUCGCCAGUACCAGCAGUAAACGUCUCACCUAAGCACCGGUCACGGCAGAAGCGUAGAUCCGUGUCUUCACUCAACAGCCCUAGAGCUGGUGCAUCGGCCAAGGAGCCACCUCGAUCUCGUCUAUCUAGUGGCGAUCCCGCAAACGAGCAUCACCUUCAUCUACAACGUCAUCGCCAGUUUGAUUCCAACUCUGAGGGUACAACAACAGCUCCUCCGACGAGUGACAUGACAGGGAACAGCAGCAUAUACACGGCACCGGUGCGCUCAUCGGUUACCAGCUACGAGCCAUCCCCAUCGCCAAACGGCGGCGGGUCCUCACUGGCGGCGCUAUCUGGCCCUCUUAACCGGCAGGGCUCACAGUUCGAACACCCACAGCCGGGAGAUUUCUCGUCGCCCAUGGUUCAGACCACCGGAGUCGUCACUCCAGGAAGCGGGUAUUACGCUCAGCUUGCUGACCUGACAUUUGAUAGUCGCGAGAUCACAUGGGGCCAAGACCCGACCGAGGCCAUGGCACCGUGGUUGGUUGAGUACUUUUCGACCAACGACAUUAUUGGCCUUUUACACGCGAGCGGUGGUGACGAAGAGAGCAACGGUCACUAA